AUGCCGUCUGGGGACGGCUCCAGAUCCCCGGAGGCCGGGGAGUCCCCCCGAGCUCGGGCCACACCAGCACCAGGUGGAGCCGAGAUCAGAGGAGCUCGCUCGGCGGCCCUGGAGUCCAGGCCCCGCGGUCAAGUGGGGGCCGAUGGGAAGGAGGGGCGGCUGAGCGGACAGAAGCCGGCAGAGCGGGCUCCGUGCAGUGGCCAGAGCUCUGCAUCCCACGCUGACCAUCCGGGCGUCAUAAGCGAGGCAGCCUUCGGGCUCCCGGUGGUCCAAGUGUCGAGGCGAGAUCGCACCCACACUCCAUUGGAGAAGGCAGGAGCCUGGCCGGCGCCUCCGUGGGGUGGGCAACUUCAGGAGCCGCCGUUCCCUGUCAUCUGCUUCCAUGUCUCAGGCGUUCACCGCUGCCGUGUGCAGGGCCGGGGUCCAGGGCGGGCGGUGGCACCGGGGGCCUCGGACUUCGCGAGCCCCGAGGCUCCCGACAACACGGCACCCUUCACAGUCACGGCCUGUUCGCGCUCCACCCGCCGUUCUCGCGAGUGGAACCUCCUCGCUGUCGUCAGAAUUCAGCCCGUCGGGGGCCGGCCCGCACCCCGUGCUGAUGAGUCUGUCCUCUCGUUUCAGGCUCUGGACGUGGACCGGAUGGUUCUGUACAAAAUGAAGAAAUCCGUGAAAGCCAUCAACAUCUCCGGGCUGGCGCACGUGGAGAACGAGGAGCAGUACACGCAGGCGCUGGAGAAGUUUGGUGGCAACUGCGUGUGCAGAGACGACCCGGACCUGGGAAGCGCCUUCCUCAAGUUCUCAGUGUUUACCAAGGAGUUGACGGCCCUUUUCAAAAACCUGAUUCAGAACAUGAACAACAUCAUCUCCUUCCCUCUGGACAGCUUGCUGAAGGGGGACCUGAAAGGCGUGAAGGGGGACCUGAAAAAGCCUUUUGAUAAAGCCUGGAAGGACUAUGAAACCAAAAUCACCAAGAUUGAGAAGGAGAAGAAGGAGCACGCCAAGCUGCACGGGAUGAUCCGCACGGAGAUCAGCGGCGCCGAGAUCGCCGAGGAGAUGGAGAAGGAGCGGCGGUUCUUCCAGCUGCAGAUGUGCGAGUACCUGCUGAAGGUCAAUGAAAUCAAGAUCAAGAAGGGAGUGGAUUUACUUCAGAAUCUGAUCAAGUAUUUUCAUGCCCAGUGCAAUUUUUUCCAGGACGGACUGAAGGCCGUGGAAAACCUCAAGCCCUCCAUCGAAACGCUUUCAACAGAUCUCCACACGAUCAAACAGGCCCAGGAUGAGGAACGAAGGCAGCUGGUGCAGCUCCGGGAUAUUCUGAAAUCGGCGCUGCAGGUGGAGCAGAAGGAGUCUAGGAGAGACUCGCAGCUGCGCCAGAGCACAGCCUACAGCCUCCACCAGCCGCAGGGCAACAAGGAGCACGCGAGUGUUUACCCUCAGAAGAACCCCAGUGGGAGACCAGGCGUUGACCUGGGCAACCCGGCAGCCGCCCGUGUCCGUGCGCAGGAGGAAUCAGGGCAGGACGUCUCGGGCUCUCGCCGUGGACCAUCUUGGUCUCGGGAAGUCCACGGCCAUGGACCACGACGCCAGCAUCGCCGGCUCAGCGAGGGAGAGCCCUGCCCUCACGCUGCGCUCAUGAGGGAUGACGCCGUGCGGGUUUCCGUCUCCCUCCAGCUCCGGGUUUGCUUUACUUUAAUUGUACUUUUCCGACAGGCGAACCGGCCCCCCGCCAAGCUCAACCUCCUCACCUGCCAAGUGAAGACCAACCCCGAGGAGAAGAAGUGCUUCGACCUCAUUUCGCAUGACCGCACGUACCACUUCCAGGCCGAGGACGAGCAGGAGUGCCAGAUAUGGAUGUCUGUGCUGCAGAACAGCAAGGAGGAAGCCCUGAACAACGCGUUCAAGGGCGACGACCCCCCCGGGGAGAACAACAUCGUGCAGGAGCUGACCAAGGAGAUCAUCGCGGAGGUGCAGAGGAUGACGGGCAAUGACGUGUGCUGUGACUGCGGGGCACCAGACCCCACGUGGCUCUCCACCAACCUGGGCAUCCUGACCUGCAUCGAGUGCUCGGGCAUCCACCGCGAGCUGGGCGUGCACUACUCCCGGAUGCAGUCCCUCACCCUGGACGUCCUGGGCACGUCCGAGCUGCUGCUGGCCAAGAACAUCGGGAACGCGGGCUUCAACGAGAUUAUGGAGAGCUGCCUUCCAGCCGGGGACCCCGCCAAGCCCAGCCCGGGCAGCGACAUGAACGCCAGGAAGGACUACAUCACGGCCAAGUACAUCGAGAGGAAGUACGCGCGGAAGAGGCACGCGGACGCCGCGGCCAAGCUGCACAGCCUGUGCGAGGCCGUCAAGACGAGGGACAUCUUCGGGCUGCUCCAGGCCUACGCCGACGGCGUGGAUCUCACGGAGAAGGUCCCCCUGGCCAACGGGCAUUCCCCGGGGCUCACUGUUCCCUCUCUCUCCCGGUCGCCGGCCAGCGGGAACCUGGACAGACAGACGGGGAAGGGCAGCACGGCCCUGCACUACUGCUGCCUGACGGACAACGCCGAGUGCUUGAAGCUGCUGCUGCGCGGCAAGGCCUCCAUCGAGAUCGCUAACGAGUCGGGGGAGACGCCGCUGGACAUCGCCAAGCGCCUGCGGCACGAGCACUGCGAGGAGCUGCUGACCCAAGCCUUGUCUGGAAGGUUCAACUCCCACGUGCACGUGGAGUAUGAGUGGCGGCUGCUGCCCGAGGACCUGGAUGAGAGUGAUGACGAUGUGGACGAGAAGCUGCAGCCCAGCCCCAGUCGGCGGGAAGACCGGCCGGGUGGGAGCCCUCCUGCUCCUCCAGACGGUCUCGCUGACCGUGGGGCGAGGGAGCGAGUCAAUAAUGCCGUGUUCUGUUUCUGUUUUUGUCGUGUGUGUGCCUGUGUGACGCGUGUGUGCGCCUGUGUGAUGCGUGUUGCGCGCGUGUGGUGUGCAGCCCAGGCCGCCUCCGCUAACGCCCUGUGGAAGACAAACUCUGUGGGUGUGGACGGUGUCAGCCGGCAGCGGUCCUCGUCCGAUCCGCCCGCUGUCCACCCGCCGCUGCCCCCUCUCCGCGUGACGUCGACCAACCCCCUGGCUCCCACGCCACCUGCUCCCGCAGCAAAGAUGCCCGGUGCCCUGGAAGCCCUGAGCCAGCAAAGCAAGCUGACCCCGCCGGGCAAGACCACAGCCCCGACCCUGCCGCAGCCGCAGCCGCCCAGCCGCCUCCCGCAGAGGAGGCCUGCUCCGGGGACUGACAAGUCGACCCCACUGAUCAGCAAAGGCCAGCCGCGAGGCCCUGCAGCGGACGUCUCCGGAACAGAAGCUCUGGGUUCUCUGUCCAACACCCCGGCCCUGCAGCCCCCCGCGCCCAUGCCCAGGAAGUCACAGGCGGCCAAGCUGAAGCCCAAGCGGGUGAAAGCCCUCUACAACUGCGUGGCCGACAACCCAGAUGAGCUGACGUUCUCCGAGGGGGACGUGAUCAUUGUGGACGGGGAAGAGGACCAAGAGUGGUGGAUCGGCCACCUCGAUGGAGACCCCAGCCGCAAAGGAGCCUUUCCCGUGUCUUUUGUGCACUUUAUUGUGGACUGAAUCGCUGCUGAACAAGCACCCUUAGCAGUGACGUUCCUGUUCGUUAUUGGUACCCACACUCUUGCCAGAAACCAGUUUCAGGAACUGUAGGCCCACUUGCUCAAAUGCCACUCACCGUUCUGUUUUUAAAACUCACAGGCAAUUUCUAUCUACAAAUGGAUCGUUUUUUAUAAUUUGUGAUUUUCAUGAAACACGGCUCUACUUUUAUUAGGAAAAACUGAAUUGCCUAAAAGGUGAGCUAAAAAGCUAUUUUAAGUACACAGUCAAGAUCCCAAAUCGACAGAAUGAGCGGAACCCGGUUCGAGGACCGGAAAUUCUGCCUGCUCUCCUUGGCCCGAUGACGUCGGUGCUCGCCAGCUAUUUGUUGUUGAGGAGGCUACGUGCUAUCGGUUCCCCUUUAGAGACCUUUGACAAAUGCCUUCUUAAGAUUUCCCUUGAAAGCCACCCAGUGUUCAGUUAAAGCCACUUGGAAAUGGACACUAGCAUUGUACACUCCAACCCUGAUGUGUGAGGGGCGGCACUCCUUGUGUUCUGCAUGUGUGUGUCACCUGUUGUGAACAGUCCAUCCUCCCUAACAGAACUGCCAAUAGCUGAUCGUGGCGCACGACAUAACAGUUCAUUCAGUUCCGGGCGGGGGGGUGGGCGGGGGACACUGCGUUUCCUGAGUUCGGUUAAAAACUGACGACGAUGGAUUGCAAAGGGGUUCUCCCCACUCGCUUGGAUGCUCUAGGUGUUUGGAAACUGCCUUCCUGAGCUCCCUCUGUCGCACAGGCAGCCCGCUGUUGCCACCCACCCGCUCGUUUCCCACUGAGUGUGCCCGCCUUCUCUUCUCGCCCGAGAGCGCCCCAGUCUAGUGUCUGGUAUUUAUAUCCCACACCAAUAGGUUGGUGGUUACACUGUCUUGACAUUUAAUCUUCCUUCGUCGGUAGCCAAGCGCAUAUCAGAAACCCGUAGGCCCCGGGAAUGAAACACCCGGACGUCCCAGUUUUACUCUAAGCGUCAUAUCUUUCUUACACGUAAGCUACUGGGGCUAGGGGGUUAGGUUGUAUGUGAUCAAAUCAAUUCAUUAGUUUGAUGAACUCGACUGUCAUACCUCUACCUAGUCAUAGAGCGUGUUCACGGGAGGAUGUGGGAAACGCCGGCUCUGUGAGGAGAAACAGGCAGAAGUGCCCACCUGGCUUUUUACCACCAGCCCAGGCCUGAGCCGCGGUGCAGGCUCGGGGAGGAGAGCGAGGCGGCGGCGCCUUGGAGCGGAGCAGCCCGUGUCACGCGGGUCCUUCUUCUAAGUGUAGGAUGUUUGCUUUUGUUUGUGAUUGUGUUGUUUUUCAUUGCUAUUCUAAAGGAAGACAGAACUGGAAUGUUUUAUGAUGUUGUAUGCCCGUUGCCCUUUGCCUGUCACAGUUCCAGGUAAAGUGUGUUAGCUGUGUAAUUAGUCUUAUUUUUAAAGCACUACAUCUCUUUUCACUGAUUGUUAGCUUCUGUUGUUUGAACCCUCCAUUUAGUUAACUUUCUCGCAGAUUUACGGAAGUGAACGGAUGUGUUUUUGCACCACGCACUUACUUUAACACAGUCCCCCCACAUCUGCCUCUUACAAUCCGCCUUUGACUCCUCGGUGCCACUAUGUGAGAAUUAAAGUUGAUCCUAUCAACAUUCGAAUACCACUCCCAAUCUAAUGUCCCAGGCUCACUGGGACAGACAUCCAGGAAAUACUUCCCAGGCUACAGUUCGGCGGUGCUAUUGUGCAUAAUGGAUAUGACUCUUGUCAGAGGAGAAAUCAUCAACUUCCCUGCUGAUAGCCUUUCCCACUUAUUUGCUCUCUGCAAAUAAAUUUAAAAAGUGAGAGAAAGGAAAGUGUUGUAGAUAUCUAUUUAUUUCCAGGUUUAUGUUUCAUGAACUUCGUUAUGGGAUCCUGGCAUUGUGUGUGCCCCUGGUCAGGUCUGACUGCAGGCAUGAGGACUGGGAAACGGGCAGACCCCAUGUGCUCUGCUGAGGGUGGGCACUGCCACAUGCAGCUGGAAAUGCUCGGAGAUGUAUGAUACUCAAUUCAUCCACUCGAUUCCUUUGGUCUAGUUGCAGCGCAACUGUACAUAUUGUAUAACCUAAAUCCUUAUUUUCAUUGUCCUCGAUGCAGUGAUUUAUACCUAGAGCAUGUUAAUAAGUCUACUCUUCUUGGUGACUAGUCAUUUGACUAGAAAAAAUAAAAUACUUUUAAAUGGA
Myotis davidii is the source of this 5811-nucleotide messenger RNA. It is a transcript of the gene ASAP2, whose product is annotated as ArfGAP with SH3 domain, ankyrin repeat and PH domain 2. Lineage: Eukaryota; Metazoa; Chordata; Mammalia; Chiroptera; Vespertilionidae. Gene Ontology annotation, cellular component: cytoplasm. Gene Ontology annotation, biological process: positive regulation of GTPase activity. The transcript has 30 exons. The record is from RefSeq and is a predicted model, not a curated record. Gene Ontology annotation, molecular function: GTPase activator activity; protein binding. Bases 1 to 3594 code for a protein of 1197 amino acids.